AUGGUUUUCCUGCGGAGGCUCGUGCAGCUGCUGCUGCUGCUGAUCCAGGGCGGAUGGUGGGGGGUCGCUCCGAGCCCCACCGACGAGGGAGCUCUCAGGGCCGGCCUCGGGGAGCACGGAGAGCCGGGGCACCAGGAGCACAAGGACUCGUACAGCACCUUUGCCUCCGAGUUCCUGGAGUCCAGAUAUCUGUCCGAUGACGGUUAUCCGUUUCCCACCGCUCCCCCAGUGGAUCCCUUUGCCAAGAUCAAAGUCGUUGACUGUGGAGUCACCAAAGGCUGCAUCAGGUAUGGGAAGCCAGGGUGUGAUGCAGAGUCGUGCGACUACUUUCUGAGCUACCGUCGCAUUGGCACAGACGUGGAGUAUGAAAUGAGUGCAGACACAGACGGCUGGGUGGCCGUGGGUUUUUCCUCUGACAAGAAAAUGGGUGGAGACGAUGUCAUGGGCUGCGUCCAUGAUGACAAUGGUCGUGUGCGGAUUCAUCACUUCUAUAACGUCGGCCAGUGGGCGAAGGAGAUCAAGAGGAACCCGGCCAGAGAUGAGGAGGGAGUUUUCGAGAGCAAUCGGGUGACCUGCCGUUUCAAACGGCCGCUCUAUGUCCCCAGAGAGGAGACACUGGUGGACUUACACCUGUCGUGGUAUUACCUGUUCGCAUGGGGUCCCGCCAUUCAAGGUUCCAUCACGAGGCAUGACAUCGACAGCCCGCCCGUCAGCGACCACAUGAUCAGUAUCUAUAAGUACGAGGACAUCUUCAUGCCUUCCACAGCGUACCAGACCUUCAACUCCCCCCUCUGCUUACUGCUCAUCGUAGCUCUCACCUUCUACCUACUGAUGGGGACCCCAUAAUGAAGCACAGCAGACCACAGAGGAGGAGACGAAGCAGCAAUAAAAACAAGUUGACAUUUUUUAGAUGCCACAUUCAAGUGUGCACUUUGCACAAAGUGUUAGAGAUUUUAAACACAUAGAGAAUAUACUGUAUAUCCAUUACUCUGAACUCACCCAGAGGAUCCGGACCAAUUAUUAAACCUAUAUUGUAUAAGUGUUAUGUACUGGGGUCAGUACAAGAGCCCUGAUAACAGAGUAGUAUUUUAGUUUAAAUAGGUCAACUACUUUAAGUAUUUAUCGUAACUUCCAAGUGUUAAAAAAUUACAAGGGGUACACAUUCACAAGUAUUAAAAAAUACUGCAUGCACUGGGAAAUCUAGGAAUAAUUAGGAAAAGCUAAUGUUCACUGGUGAUGAGAAGAAUAAGACAGUGUGAGUCUUCCUGAGGACAAAAGAAACCAACCAACUCACAGCAGAUACACAAACUCAUGUGUCCCCUCACUCAUGUUUAAACUGAAAAUAAGAGUUUAAUGGCCAAGGUCUGCCUACUGUAUGUGUUUACAAUUACAAACAUUUUCAUUAACUUAAAAAAAAAAAACAUUUUCGUUUGACUCAACCUGACUCAUACUUUCCCUUUUAGAACUUUUCCCCCAACUUUACCUCAACAGUGGCUGUUUGAUUAUCAGCACUGUUGCACUGUGACUGUGUUGCACAAACAGAGAGAGACUUCUACACAAGUUCGGCUGCGAUUUCCAACGUGAGCAACAACAUCACUGAACAGGAGGAAACUGAGGAUCUAAGAAUAUUUUGCUUGGACAUGGACUUAUUUCCCCCUGUUAUUGUAGCCUUUUGAUCUCUAUUAAAAUGAUUGGAUAUGUUGAGAUUCCUCCUACUGAAACAAUCUGCUAUAUUUGUUUAUAAUUAUUACAAAAUUAAGAAUAUAAAAUAACAUUAUAAGCAAAUACAGACAUUGCUGUGUUUGAAUUGCCGGCAAAAGAAAUUGUCAAACAGUGAAAAAAAUGAUAUAUUUUAAUAGAAUUACAACUGAGGUCAUGUGCCCAAUAUUUUGAUGAUAAUAGUCUAAGUUACUUUGACUUCAGUUGGAAAUCAGGUAUGAAAAUAAGUCUUCCAGAUGAAUGACCAGUGACUAUAGAUUAUAACUUAAAUAUGUCAAAUAAGAGCUGUAAGCACAAGCUUCUAACGACACUGGACCAAACAUUUCAUGACAAUUACUGAUUAUGGCUGAUUA
Molecule: messenger RNA, 2072 nt
Organism: Pleuronectes platessa (European plaice)
Lineage: Eukaryota; Metazoa; Chordata; Actinopteri; Pleuronectiformes; Pleuronectidae
Product: DOMON domain-containing protein FRRS1L
Exons: 5
Coding region: 1-846 (281 amino acids)
Biological process (GO): regulation of glutamate receptor signaling pathway
Source: RefSeq, a predicted model, not a curated record